This is a messenger RNA of Cygnus olor (mute swan), 3763 nucleotides long. It is a transcript of the gene PLEKHA2, whose product is annotated as pleckstrin homology domain containing A2. Gene Ontology annotation, molecular function: PDZ domain binding. Gene Ontology annotation, cellular component: cytoplasm; membrane. NCBI's taxonomy places the organism in Eukaryota, Metazoa, Chordata, Aves, Anseriformes, Anatidae. Bases 486 to 1883 code for a protein of 465 amino acids. The record is from RefSeq and is a predicted model, not a curated record. The transcript is spliced from 11 exons.
ACCGGUCCCUGCUGUGGGGUUGUGCUGCAAGGAAUGGGUAGCAAAAGUGCAAGAGAGGAUUUAAUCCGCAGUUAUUUAAAGUGUGUUCCCCAGACUCUGUGUUUCUGUGUGGUGAAACGGAGAAGUGUACCCUCACUGCUCCCAGCCUGCUUUCAACAGGUUAAUUAUUUCAUUAAGGCACAUCUGGAUCGAGCAGGAGUUAGUUUCUGGGCUGUUCCUACGCUGUCUCUGUCUUGUGUGCCUGCCACCAGACAGACGUCGAUAGGGCAAGCUCUGGAAACUCCUCUGCAGGGCAGGUAGAAGGAAGUAGCGCUGUCACCGCCGCGGCUCGCAGCCCGGCUGACACGGGCGGUCGUCCCGCACCCCGCGUGGCACCAGGGCGGCUUGGACAGACGGAUGGGGAGAGGAGGAGGAGGAUGCCGUGACCGUCUGCAGGCACAGUGGGCCGUGUAGCAGAGCAAGGGUGAUGCCAGAAGGAGCCCGGCAUGCCGUACCUGGACCGACAGAACCGUAUCUGCGGGUUCCUGGACAUCGAGGAAAAUGAGACCUGCGGCAAGUUUCUGCGGAGGUAUUUCAUCCUGGACACCCAGGCCAACUGCCUGCUGUGGUACAUGGACAACCCGCAGAACCUGGCCAUCGGUGCGGGUGCUGUUGGAUCUCUGCAGCUGACCUACAUCUCCAAGGUCAGCGUCGCCACCCCGAAACAGAAACCGAAAACUCCGUUCUGCUUUGUUAUCAAUGCGUUAUCUCAGCGCUACUUCCUGCAAGCCAGUGAUCAGAAAGACCUGCAGGACUGGGUGGAGGCUCUCAACCGGGCCAGCAAGAUCACGGUGCCGAAGGGCGGUGGUGUCCUGCCUGCUGCAGAGAUCACGAAGCCCCCGGCGGUGCCGCAGGCGCAGGAUAGGAAGCCUCAGGUUGCCUACAAAACCGAGAUCAUCGGGGGCGUGGUGGUGCACACCCCCAUCUCCAUCAACCAGAAUGGAGGGGACGGGGCAGAGGGCAGCGACCUGGCCGCCCACCCGCUGCUGCGGCGCUCGCAGAGCUACAUCCCCGUCUCGGCCACCAAGCCGCCCGCCGGGCCCCCUGCCAUCAAGAGCGGCUACUGCGUGAAGCAGGGGAACGUGGUGAGUGCUGGGUGCCUGCGGGGUGGCUGGCGUUGGGCUGCUGCUUCCCCUGGCUCAGGGGUGCUCCGGAUGCCACCAGCAUGUCCCUGGCACGGGGAGAGCGCAGGGCCCCAGCACCGAGGGGUUUCCUCAUCUGUUUUCCAGAGGAAGAGCUGGAAGCGCCGGUACUUUGUCCUCGACGAAUUUUCCAUCAGUUACUACAAGUGUGAGCAGGACAAGGAGCCCUUGCGUUCGAUUCUUCUGAAGGACGUGUGCAAGACCCACGAAUGCCUGGUCAAGUCUGGUGACCUCCUGAUGCGGGACAACCUCUUUGAAAUCAUAACGAGCUCCAGGACCUUCUACAUCCAGGCGGACAGCCCCGAGGACAUGCACAGCUGGAUCCGCGCCAUCGCAGGGGCAGUUCAGGCCCUGAAAACCCGCCCGAGGGAAAUCUCCUUCAUGAGGUCCUGCUCCAUGACCAAGCCAGCCCCUUCCCAGCAGAGGCAGCCGGCGGAGGAGAGGAAAGCGCUUUGCAAAGCCCCCUCGACCUCCUCCUGGCAGCCGUGGACGCCGGUGCCCCAGGCGGAGGGGAAGCAGCCGGCGCUGGCGGAGGUGCCCGUGCAGAUGAGGGACGCGCUGUUUGUGCCGGCAUUCACCGAGCGCGAUGUCGGUGCUGUGCCGGGCCAGCGCCUGCGGCACAGGUCGGAGCCGCAGCACCUCAAGGAGAAGUCCUUCGCCUUCGACCUGGACGAUGAAAGCAUCCGGACCUCCGACGUCUGACGGCGCCGAGCCACGACGCGGCUGCAGGGCGCGGGGACUUUGGGACGCGUGGCCGCUGCCGCGCUGGUGGGGCUGGACGAGCUGGUCUCCUCGGUACUUCUGCCCAGCCCUUGGGACCUAGCCUGCCCCGUCGCCUCGGCUGGGACGAGAUUUGGCUCCUUUUCUCCACCGCCACUCCUUCACGCGGCGCUGGGCUGGGCCAGACACACUCCCUGGUGCCUGUGCUCCGCUGGGAGAAGUGGGGCUCCCGUCCUGCUCGCCCCUUGGCUGUGUCUCGGUGAGCCCGGGGGCCGUGGUCUGGCAGCGGCUGGCUGAGGUAGUUUGGGGUUUUGGCAAGCCGCCUCCACCCCGGGCGCUGCGUGCCUCCCGCACGGGGUGGGAAGCGCCAGCUCCCCACUGCCCAGUGGGGGGGUGUCCUCUGCAGCAAAUGCAUCAUUUCUCCCCAGAAACAGCCCUGGAAGAAACAGCAGGAAAACUCAGAAGCAGGAAAGGGGGGGAGUGAGGUGGCCUUUCUCGUUUCUGGAUAAAUGUUUUUCUCCCCUUUUGUGCUGCUCAGUCUUCCCCCGGCACAGCCAGGGAGCCGCACCACGGUGCAGCUGCGCGCGGAGCAGGAGAAGCGCUGCAACUUUCAGCGCUGAUGACAUUUUUUCCAGGAGACCAGCUCUUUACCCUGCUCGACUAAUGGUGUAUUGGCAAAUCUGUUUGCUUUUAAUUCCUUCUUUUUAUAUCUGUCGCCACUGCUAAGCUCCAGCAGACUCCCUGCUCAAAGCCCUCUGCAAGGUUUUAGUGAUUUUUAAAUGGGAGCUGCUUCUGGGCAGGCUGCCAGUGCCGCAGCGACUGGGGGGCAGGAGUAUCCUCAGGUAUGUCUUCAGUUCUGCACUGCAUGCAUUUAGGCACCAAAGAGACGUGCCUGAGUGGUGAAGUGCUUUUAAGAAAAAGCAACAAAAGCCGAGUGUUUAAUGAAACUCGGAAGACUCGUCCAACUGGCCUGUUACCCGCCUUGAAAUGAAAAUGAGCAGAACCUUUUUAAGCAAUGUGAGCCGGCCAUUUCCAUAACCAAAUAGGCUCACAUAGGAGGUGUGACAAAUAGCACAUAGAAAAUUGAAGUGAGAUUGUCCGAUAUCUUCACCCCAACUACGCCUGUGUAAUGCCUUGGACAGCGAGAAGCAGCACGCCGUUCCUGGCUGCUCACUGAGGGCAAUAGCUUGCGUGGCUGUGACUUUGUGAAAGCUGCAUCCAGCCCAUUGAAGCCUAGGUGCUGCUUCAGCCUCAUUCCGAGGGUCCCUGUCCAGGCCUGAAUCACACCCAGAACGAGGAUUGUGCCAUCUCUUCCUCCGGAUAUCUCUGAGCCGAGUGCACACACCCCCCCCCCCCCCCCCCCCCAGUGCUCGCUGGAACCGAGCUGCCCCCGACACAGGCACGCUCACUGCUGUCUGAUAAACCAGGGUGUUGCAGCUGAGAAACCAGGGUGGCAAGUGUGGGAACUGCAUGGCAAGCCUAGCAGUGCAUGGAGGGCUCUGGAGUUAGCAAGGCUUCCCUUCACUAUGUACUAGUUAUUUUUUUGUCAUUACGUGUUCUAUGCUUUGCAAAAUCUGCUUAAUGUGCUCCCCAGAAGCAAAAACGCUGAUUUGUCCCUGCCCCUUCCAGGUCUCCAGCUGCUUAACAGCUGUGCUUUAACCCAGCUCAGACUCGGCCUGGGAUCGAGUGGGGUUUUAUCACCGCCAAGCUCCGAGAUGUUGGUUAGCCCCGCUGAUCUGAGCGGGAUCAGAAUCGCCUCCUCCUGCAUCCAUCUCGUUCAGCUGAGCUCUGCUGGCAGUCCCCAGCAGAAGCAGCUGCUGGGCUGGACAGGGUGGGAAGGCUGGGUGCAGGCCCACGGCCCU